Molecule: messenger RNA, 2707 nt
Organism: Anguilla rostrata (American eel)
Lineage: Eukaryota; Metazoa; Chordata; Actinopteri; Anguilliformes; Anguillidae
Gene: kif7
Product: kinesin family member 7
Exons: 10
Coding region: 338-2692 (784 amino acids)
Biological process (GO): spindle elongation; mitotic spindle organization; microtubule-based movement
Cellular component (GO): microtubule associated complex
Molecular function (GO): microtubule motor activity; ATP binding; microtubule binding
Source: RefSeq, a predicted model, not a curated record
ACAUUACCGUCGCAGGAGUUCACUUGCAGUCCAGAUCAUUUUGGGCAGGCAUACGCAAAGUCGACUGGAUGACAUCACUGCAACUUUUGGCUUUUCCCAAUCCUGCCCAAAGGCUGGGCCGCGAAGGGAAUCUUUGAAACCCAAAACAUUUUAAACAUUGAAAACUUUCCCAAAAAGUUAAAUUGAGUUUUAAGCUAAGUGCAAAUGUGGUUUUUCAAACCGAAGAUGUCUUAUUUGUACCACCGUUCGUAAUAUAUACUAAAAGUCCGACUCGUUCGAUGGCUGCAGCGACGGAUCAGAAGCACGGGUGUGCCCGGGUUUGCUGAUUAGCUGACCCAUGUCUCCCAAAGGCCCGGUGCAGGGCAGGGCUGAGGAUACUGCUGUGCAGGUGGCGGUCAGAGUUCGGCCCUUUCUGCCCAAGGAGCUGCUGCACAGCCAUGCGAGCUGCAUUACCGCGGACCCGGAGGAGAGGAGGGUCACGCUGGGCCACGACCGCCAUUUUCACUGCGACUUCGUCUUCGAGGAGAGCAGCAGCCAGGAGGAGGUCUACUCCGCGUGUGUCCAGCCUCUCAUUGAGGCCUUUUUCCAGGGCUUCAACGCCACUGUCUUUGCAUACGGGCAGACUGGCUCCGGCAAGACCUACACCAUCGGAGAGGCCAAUAUUUCCUCCUUCAGGGACGACGAGCAGGGCGUCAUCCCGCGGGCCGUGGCCGAGGUCUUCAAGCUGCUGGACGAGAACGACCUCAGCGACUUCUCCGUCAGGGUCUCCUACCUGGAGGUGUACAAGGAGGACUUCAGGGACCUGCUGGAGGCGGAGACGGCCAGCAAGGACAUCCACAUCCGAGAGGACGACAAGGGCAACAUCGUGCUGUGCGGGGUGAAGGAGUGCGAGGUGGAGGGGCUGGACGAGGUGCUCAGCCUCCUGGAGAGCGGGAACACGGCCCGGCACACGGGCGCCACGCAGAUGAACCCCAGCUCCAGCCGCUCCCACACCAUCUUCACCGUGCUGAUGGAGCAGCGGCGGGCCGGCGGCGGCUCCCGGGGGCCCGGCGGCGGCCCGCACAUCCUCGCCUCCAAGUUCCACUUCGUGGACCUGGCGGGCUCGGAGCGGAUCCUCAAAACGGGGAACACCGGCGAGAGGCUGAAGGAGAGCAUCCAGAUCAACAGCGGGCUCCUGGCUCUCGGCAACGUGAUCGGGGCGCUGGGGGACCCCAAGAGGAGGGGGUCCCACAUCCCAUACCGGGACUCCAAAAUCACCAGGAUUCUAAAAGACUCACUGGGAGGGAACGCCAAAACCCUCAUGAUCGCCUGCAUCAGCCCCUCCUCCUCGGACUUCGACGAGAGCCUCAACACUCUGAAUUACGCCAAGCGGGCGCGGAACAUCCAGAACCAGGCGGUGGUGAACUGCCGGGGCGAGCCGGACCGCACUGAGGGCCUGGAGAUGCAGAUCCGGGCCCUGCGGCGGGCCCUGGAGAACCGGCAGCGCUCGGAGACGCGCAUCAUCGCCCGGCCCGACCCCGACAGGAAGCCCCGGCCGCCGGGCGGCGAGGUGGGCAAGCUGCGCGCCGAGAGCGCCCACUACAGGACGUGCACGGACGCGGCCUACCGGCUGCUGAUGGAGCUGCAGGGGGAGGGCACGCUGAGCGCCGGCCAGGUCCUCCGCGUGAAGGAGUGGCUGUGCGCCGUGGAGGAGGAGCGCAGCGAGCUCACCACCGCCUCCGGGCCGGACAGCGGCAUCGAGAGCACCUCCACCGAGGGCAGCGCCGCCCUGAAGAAGGGGGGCGGAGCCGCCCGAAACCAGGCUCCAGAGCACGGGCUGGAGGAGUGGGACAGAGAACGGGGAGACCGCACGUCUCUCCUGCAGGCCCGAGUCCAGCAGCUGGAGAGGGAGAACACGGACUUCCUGGCCGCUCUGGAGGACGCCAUGGAGCAGUACAAACUGCAGAGCGACAGGCUCCAGGAGCAGCAGGACCUGAUCGCCGAGCUGCACAGUCUCAUUUCCCAGCCGGGCCACAUGGAGCUGGUGCACGUGAAAGCCAGGCCUCACACGGCUCCCAUGAGCUCCGUGCGGCCCGCCGCCGCUAACGCUAACGCUGGCCGCGUCAGCCCUUUGUCUAACGGAGACGCCGGAAGGACCCCUUUCCUAGAGACCUACUGUUUGGGCAGGGGUCCAUGCAGGCCCCAGGGUCUGGAGGAGAGCGGCCUGCUAGGUCAGAGAGAGUCUCCUCAUGACCCUGAGACCCCAGGCAGGGGGGAGGCACAAGAGGAGGAGGAACAGGAGGAGGAGGAGGGUGAAGACGUACACAUCAGAUGGAACAGAGACAGACGGAAACAUGUGAACCUGUCCUGGCUGAGGCGGGAGGGCUCGUGCGGAGGGUCAGCGGGCAGAGCGGUGGGGAACCUCUCCCUGCUCCCGGAGCCCGGCCACCCGCCCGCUCACAGCCACAGGCGCACGUCCGACUGCAGCGGGGCGGGGAGCUCCGUGCGGGAGUCCCUGGGAGGAGGGGGGCCGGGAGAGCGAGGGCUCCUCCAGGCCCAGCAGAAGAUCCGAGAGCUGUCAAUCAACAUCCGCAUGAAGGAGGAGCUGAUUAAGGAGCUGGUGAAGACAGGUAGGCCGCCGGCCUCCGCUCCGUCUCCCGGCUGCUGCAGCCUCUCCGCUCAGCGCACCAAUGGAAGCGCAGGCUUCUCCUAAUGGAAACGGGGAUGA